This is a messenger RNA of Chenopodium quinoa (quinoa), 1369 nucleotides long. RefSeq names its product probable F-actin-capping protein subunit beta. The transcript has 6 exons. Bases 393 to 725 code for a protein of 110 amino acids. Gene Ontology annotation, molecular function: actin filament binding. The record is from RefSeq and is a predicted model, not a curated record. Gene Ontology annotation, cellular component: F-actin capping protein complex. NCBI's taxonomy places the organism in Eukaryota, Viridiplantae, Streptophyta, Magnoliopsida, Caryophyllales, Amaranthaceae. Gene Ontology annotation, biological process: cell morphogenesis; barbed-end actin filament capping.
ACCCACAAUCCCACAUUGCUUAAUGCUUAUUGCUUCGAACCAAAGCUAUAUCUCUCUCUUUCUGCUCAUUUUCUGGGUUGAUCAAACACCCACUAAACAAAGAAAAUAUGGAAGCUGCAAUGGGGUUGAUGCGAAGGAUUCAUCCUAAGCACACUGACACCGCUCUCUCUGCUCUUCUUUCUCUCAUGCCUGAGCAUUCCUCUGAUCUCCUCUCUCAAGUCGAUCAACCUCUCCAGGUUUUAUGUGAUCAAGAAAGUGGAAAGGAGUUCAUAUUGUGCGAAUAUAACAGAGAUGCUGAUUCCUACAGUCGCCAUGGACAAAUAAGUACCAGCCACCGUUGGAGGAUGGCCUUUAUCCUUCUGUAGAGCUGAGGAACCUCGAAAUUGAAGCCAAUGAUGUUUUCGCCGUAUAUUGUGACCAGUGAGGUGGGACCUGAGGAUGAAGGAACUGCCAGGUACUGUUUAACCAGUACUGUCAUGCUAUCUUUGACUACAAAUAGUGACUCCUGCGGGACAUUCAGCUUAUCUGGAUCUAUUAGAAGACAGAUGAGUAUGCAACUGUCAAUGGCCGAAGGUCAUCUUUGUAACAUGGGAAAAAUGAUUGAAGAAUUGGAAGGCAAGCUUCAAAACUCACUGGAUCAGGUUUACUUUGGGAAGACAAGAGAGAUGGUGUGCACUUUGCGGCCACCUGCUGAAUUGGCAACUAUGAAACUGCCUGAUAGCUGAUUUGUUUGUCUUGGAAUUAUGAUCAAAGUAUGAUAUUGUGGAUUAUUAGUGUAUUAUCAUCAUUUAUUUGAAUAUCUGGUUAUGUGUUCCAGAAUUUGGUUGAAUUGUAAUUCAAUAUCCUCUUGUAGACUUUUCCAUUUUGUUGGCUCUCGCUUAAUUCUUGAAAUUGUUUUUGGUUCUAUGAUAUUACUUGCGGAGCUUCAGCUUGCAAUUUGUAUUACUGUUUUUUCUUAAAAAAUUUAUUUUAUGUGUGCAAUGCAUUUAUGGUUGAUUUCUUGAGUAAGCCAGAUAAAAGAUUGGAGUUAGUUUCUGGAUGUUUUUGUCAUUAAUCAAACAUAGAUUGAAUAUAAGAUAAAUACAUUACAAUACUUACAAAAAUGUAGAAAGGUUGCUCUCAAAAUACGAAAAUUCUACUGUGGUUCAGAAAAUAGGCACAAUUGUUAUUGACAGAAAGUUUGCAUAAAUUUCAAAAACUAGAAAAAUUUUGAGUUUCCACAAUUUAUGUUUUAUUGUGCAAUAUCUUAAACUUAAAUUGGUGUAUUUGAAGAAAAUGGAGGAUAUGAAUGUGCCUAGGCAUGAGGUUAGAGUUAGACAAAGAAAUCAAAAGAUUUGAAUAUGGAGAGAGAAAUUGCCAAAAAAAAAAA